Molecule: messenger RNA, 5713 nt
Organism: Osmia lignaria (orchard mason bee)
Lineage: Eukaryota; Metazoa; Arthropoda; Insecta; Hymenoptera; Megachilidae
Gene: kkv
Product: hyaluronan synthase-like protein kkv
Biological process (GO): chitin biosynthetic process
Cellular component (GO): cell septum; cell periphery
Molecular function (GO): chitin synthase activity
Source: RefSeq, a predicted model, not a curated record
UGGCUAAGCCAGUCGUUGGUUCGCCGCUCACCUAAACGGCUUUCACCUGGCCGAUUACGAACAUCCUUGGUCAUCGACCGACUGAAACGAUCCUCUGCCAGCGAUUUUCGCGCGUACGAAUAUUCUUCUGAGUUCGUGUCGAUCGUGUAAUCGUUUCUAAUGCAACCGCGCGUACAGAUGGUUGCUGUUCCCCUCCGGGAAAUUACGUUUCCAUGAGAUCCGAAGAGGAAAACCAGUGGUACCAGGGUGGCAAAAAGCAUCGUCGUGGUUUCGGGAUACGUGUCGUUCACCUUUUAGACGAAUCCUAAGGUUCCAUCGGUUUUCCGGUGCCCGAAGGAGAUUUCACUUUCGUCCGACAGAAUGUCGAAAAAUCAGCAACAAAAUGGAAUGAUACCAGGCGGUGGGGCGAUUGCUGGUGCGGAUGACUUUUCGGACGGCGAGAGUACCCCAUUGACUCAAGAUUAUGGCGACAGUCAAAGGACGGUCGUGGAAACGAAAGGAUGGGACGUGUUCCGGAAUCCACCGCCGAAAAUUGAUUCCGGAUCGAUGGCUAAUCAAAGAUGCCUCGAGGUGACGGUACAAGUAACUAAAGUGAUCGUUUAUCUAGUGGUUUUUGUGAUAGUGUUAGGAAGCGGUGUAGUUGCCAAAGGAACGAUUCUAUUCAUGACAUCGCAGUUAAAAGCGGAUCGAAAGAUUGCUCUUUGCAAUAAACAAUUGGAUCUAGACAAGCAAUACAUAGUUACAUUACCAGAAGAAGAGAGGAUAGCAUGGAUCUGGUGUAUCAUUAUCGCCUUUGCAGUUCCUGAAUUCGGCACAUUGAUCCGUAGCAUUCGAAUAUGCAUAUUCAAAUCUUGGAAGAAACCACCUGCUUCUCAUUUCCUUCUCGUCUUUUUCAUGGAGACAUUUCACGUAGUCGGUCUUGCUUUAAUGUUCAUAGCAGUGCUUCCGGAUUUGGACGUGGUUAAAGGUGCAAUGCUGACGAACUGUGUGUGCUUCGUACCUGGUUUAUUAGGGCUUCUCUCUCGCAAUAAAACCAAAGACGAAUCGAAGAGAUUUGUCCUGGUGCUGAUCGAUAUUGCCGCUCUAGCCGCUCAAGGAACAAGUUUCUUCCUUUGGCCAUUAUUGGACAGUUCUCGACCAUCAUUAUGGCUCAUACCACCGUCUCUGUUCCUGGUUUCUUGCGGAUGGUGGGAAAAUUAUGUUUCGAUACAAAGUCCAAUCGGAUUUGUCAAGUCUCUAGGAAGGGUGAAGAAAGAACUGCGUCUGACAAGAUAUUUCACUUACCUAUUUAUGUCCAUAUGGAAGAUCUUAGCGUUCUUCAUCAGCACUGUAUUGAUACUAUACAUGAAAGGAGAAACCGUGGGACAUUUAUUUUCGAUGUUGAGCGACGCUUUUGGGAAGCAUAAAAUCGAAGCAUCGCAAGUGGUCUCUUCUCGAAUCACUGACAUCGCUGAAAUAUUGGAGACCAGCGACAAAAUACCCAUCGAUGCUGAUGUCCAAACUCCGAUUUUUGUUCUACUUUUGCAAAUAUUCGGUGCUUAUUUCGCGUACGUCUUUGGUAAAUUCGCUUGCAAAAUUCUGAUACAGGGAUUUAGUUAUGCCUUUCCUGUGAAUCUGACAAUACCGGUAUCGAUCUCCCUAUUGAUCGCCGCAUGCGGCCUGAGGAACAGCGAUCCUUGCAUAUUUCGUGGCACUAUCCCGGAUUAUUUGUUUUACGAAUCGCCACCGUUCCUCAAUGAUUUCGUGUCUAAGCAAUAUGCCUGGGUAUGGUUGCUCUGGUUGUUGUCACAAACGUGGAUUACCUUGCACGUUUGGACACCGAAAUGCGAACGUCUCGCAGCGACCGAGAAGCUGUUCGUCGUGCCAAUGUACAAUUCCUUGUUGAUUGAUCAGUCGAUGGGUCUGAAUCGGAAGCGAGAUGAUCAACCGGAGGUGAAAGUUGAGGAUCUGGCAGAGAUAGAGAAGGAAAAGGGAGACGGAGAUUACGAGACCAUAUACGAGCAGACGGACGGUUCAACAACACCACCGUCGACAGUGAAAAGCAGCGAUCACGUAACCAGGAUAUAUGCCUGCGCAACGAUGUGGCAUGAGAACAAGGAGGAAAUGAUAGAAUUCUUGAAGAGUAUCCUACGCUUGGAUGAAGACCAAUGUGCCCGACGUGUUGCCCAAAAAUAUUUGAAAGUAGUCGAUCCAGAUUACUAUGAAUUUGAGACUCACAUCUUUUUCGAUGACGCUUUCGAGUUAUCGGAUCAUGAUGAAAAUGAGUCCCAGGUGAACUGGUUCGUGAAAUUACUGGUGGGUACGUUGGACGAGGCUGCAUCGGAUGUCCAUCAAACGCGGAUGCAUGUGAGGGCCCCGAAGAAAUAUGUAACGCCUUACGGUGGUCGACUGGUAUGGACUCUUCCGGGAAAAACGAAGAUGAUUGCCCAUUUGAAGGACAAGAGUAAGAUUCGUCACAGGAAACGUUGGAGUCAGGUUAUGUACAUGUACUAUUUACUUGGUCAUCGAUUAAUGGAGUUACCAAUUAGCGUAGAUCGUAAAGAAGUGAUCGCAGAGAACACUUACUUAUUAACACUUGAUGGUGACAUUGAUUUCCAACCGGCUGCUGUGAAAUUACUGGUGGACUUAAUGAAGAAGAACAAGAACCUUGGUGCAGCUUGUGGUCGUAUUCACCCAGUUGGUUCAGGCCCUAUGGUAUGGUACCAGAUGUUCGAGUACGCUAUCGGGCAUUGGCUGCAGAAGGCAACCGAGCAUAUGAUCGGUUGUGUACUUUGUAGUCCUGGCUGUUUCUCGUUGUUUAGAGGUAAAGCUUUGAUGGAUGAUAACGUGAUGAAGAAGUAUACGACGAGAUCGGACGAGGCAAGACAUUAUGUUCAGUACGAUCAAGGAGAGGAUCGAUGGCUUUGUACUCUUCUUUUGCAACGAGGUUACAGGGUUGAAUAUUCAGCAGCCAGCGAUGCUUACACACACGCACCGGAGGGCUUCAAUGAAUUUUACAAUCAACGUCGUCGAUGGGUGCCGUCUACCAUAGCCAAUAUAAUGGAUCUUUUAAUGGACGCGAAACGAACGAUCAAAAUUAACGACAAUAUUUCUCUUCCCUACAUCUCUUAUCAAAUUUUGCUUAUGGGUGGUACAAUCUUAGGACCAGGUACGAUCUUCCUCAUGUUGGUGGGUGCCUUUGUAGCUGCUUUCAAGAUUGACAAUUGGACCAGUUUCUAUUACAACAUUAUCCCUAUUUUAUUAUUUAUGCUCGUAUGUUUUACAUGUAAGGCGAAUAUUCAAGUAUUUAUGGCAGCACUGAUCAGCACCCUGUAUAGCAUGGUAAUGGUUGCUGUAAUUGUUGGAAUUGCAAUAAGCAUCUCUCAGGAUGGAGCAUUGUCACCUUCCGCGCUGUUUGUUGCACUACUAAUAAGUCAGAUGGCGAUAGCCGGAAUAUUGCAUCCCGCGGAAAUAAACUGCCUAUUAUACAGUCUCAUCUACUUUAUAACAGUUCCCUCAAUGUACGUUCUGCUUAUUAUUUACUCGAUCUGUAAUUUGCAUGACAUUACGUGGGGGACCAGGGAAGUACCAGUUAAGAAAACUGCCAAGGAACUUGAACAAGAGAAAAAAGAAGCCGAGGAGGCGAAACAGAAAGCGAAACAAAAGUCCUUGUUAGGCUUUCUGCAAAAUGGCGUUGGGUCGAACGAAGACGAGGAGGGAUCGAUAGAAAUCUCCUUGGCAGGAUUGUUUAAAUGCAUGUUCUGCACACAUGGUCAGACUUCUAAUGAAAAACAACAAUUGGUCGCCAUUGCCGAGUCGUUGGAGCAAGUUGGCAAACGUUUGGAAGUCAUUGAAAGGGCUGUGGAUCCUCAUAGUCACUCAGGACGAAUACGCGCAUCCUCCGCGGGUUCCCGGAUUGCUGAAGAUCAGGACUGCAAUACCGACGCGGAAACUGUGACUAGUCAAAAUACCGAAGGCAAUCGAGAGGGUAGUCAUUUCCUUAGUAGGCCCUAUUGGCUGAACGACGAUGGACUGAAAAAGGGUGAGAUCGAUGUACUGUCGCUUCAAGAGGAACAAUUCUGGAAGGAUCUUCUGGAGAAGUAUCUCUAUCCUAUCGACGAAGACAAAGCAGAGAAGGCACGAAUCGCCAAAGAUCUAAAGGACCUACGUGACCAGAGUGUGUUUGCGUUUUUUAUGCUGAAUGCCCUCUUCGUCCUGAUCGUCUUUCUACUCCAAUUAAACAAAGAUUUGUUGCACGUGAAAUGGCCAUUCGGUAUCAAGACGAACAUCACCUAUGACGGAAGCUCGCAGGAGGUACACAUUACAAAGGAGUACCUCCAACUCGAACCAAUUGGUUUGGUUUUCGUAUUCUUUUUUGCGCUGAUAUUGGUGAUUCAAUUUACCGCCAUGCUGUUCCAUCGAUUUGGCACGUUCGCCCAUAUCUUAGCCAGUACCAGCCUCGAUUGGUAUUGUUGCAAGAAGACGAAGGAUUUAUCGGAGGAAGCAUUACUAUCGAAACACGCGGUGGAGAUAGUCAGAGAUUUACAAAGAUUAGACGGAAUGGAGGGUGAUUAUGAAGAAGGCAGUGGUAGCGGUCCUGGAAGAAGAAAGACGAUAAGAAACCUUGAAAAGAGUCGGAGAAAGACUCAAGCAAUCAAUACGCUUGAUGUUGCUUUUAGACAGCGAUUUUUCAGUAUGUCCGAAGGAAACGGUUUACCAAGGAACAUGUCAACCAGACGUUCAGCAAAAGCUUUCAAGGCUUUUGAAGGACGUAGGAAUAGCAUAAUGGCGAGGAGGAAAUCGCAAAUGCAAACUUUAGGAGCGAACAAUAUUUACGGAGUGGCAGGGAAUCCUUUAGGAAUUCAAGGACGUCCGUCGAGAAGCAGUCAGAUUUCUGUUAAGGACGUGUUCGAGGGACACGCUGGACACACGAAUUCCGCUUAUGAACCAGACGAGAAUACCGGCAGUAGCCUUAGGCUUCAAAACUUGGCUCAGAACACGUGGAGAGAGGCGAACAAUAUCUGAUCGGACCAUUUUCACGAACAUGUAUAACGAUGACUGCCAUUCCUAUCAUUCAACUGACCGAAAGAGAUUAAAGAAUGGCCUAAAAAUGACAGAAUGGAAUUUCAUAAGUAUCACCAUGCAUUUCUCGUGUAGCAAUUAUUCAAUAAUUCGAUUACUUAUGAUAUAAGAGAAGUAUGAAAAAGACUGCCUUCGAGUAGACUAAUUUAUGAUGAAACGAAUGUGAAUCAGGGCCGUCUUUAACUUCUCCCUUUAUUUAUUUUUAAAAAAAAAAGAAAAAACAAUGAAGUUCCUUAAUUUCAAGUUCUUGAACUUCAAAUACUAUUAAACUGGACUUCAAAGUCGUUAAACUUGAAAGAGUUAAAGACAGUCCUGAAGAAAAAAAGAUAUCAUUUUUUUUUAUAAUAUGUGAUUAGAUAUUUAAGAUAAACGAACUGACCGGUGAAUAGCGCAACUAUCGUGUGAUAAUUGACGGUUUUACACGGUUGAUCUUUUAGAAGAUUGGCUGUCGUUUAUAUCUGUGUGGCAAUAAUCACAAUCAUCUCACGCUUACAUUUCUUCGCUCUUUUAAACGUGAUACCGCCAUUUGUAAUAUUUAAUAGACGUAGGUUCUCUUUUUGUACAUAUCGCGUGCGUACGUGUAAAUUUAAGCUAAGAAAAGAAGGUUGUGUUGAUUGCAAGCGGAAUAAAGGCUACAACGAUCAGCAUUCAA